UUAGUAUCACAGCUUUCAAAUUGACAUUUUAGUGAUUUUUUUUAUAGUAGUUUUAAGUAUACCCAUUUCACACUAUUUUAUACUAUUGAUUCACAUUUGCAUGCAAAUUCAUUUAGUUCCAAGUGUUGGCUUACCAACCCAAAGUCCCUGUGGUUGCUAGCUUUCAGUGAGGUUUCAGGAAAGUUCUGAAGGUCAGUGCAAUGUCUGACUACGAGGAGGCACAACCCAGUGAGGAAGAAGAGACAACAGCACCAUCAGACCUGUCCCCAGAGGCCACUGAGCAGGAGGACAGCCCCACUUCAACCCAAGUGGAAGAGAUCGACAGUGAUGCUGAUUGGGACACUGACCUGGAAGCUGAUGAUACAGACCAGAGGGCCAGACGGGUCACUCCCACUGAGCUCUACCUCCAGGCCUGCCAGCUGUGUGGUGCCGUGCCUGCCUCCUUCUACCUGCGCCGGCUGGGCAACUCCACCCUCAACCUGAACCACCAUGGCCUGGGACCCCUAGGGGCCAAAGCCCUGGCUAUCGCCCUGGUGUCUGACCUUGAUGUCAUCCAUCUGGAGCUGGAGGAUAACUUCCUGCAGGCAGAGGGAACGCACUACCUCAUGGAGAUGCUGAAUGAGAACUUCACCAUCCAGAGUGUGAAUCUGUCCAACAACCAUCUUCAGUCCAAGGGAGUUAAAUGCAUCACCAAAUUGCUGGCAGAAAAUGUUUCCAUCAAAUCACUGAAAAUGUCAGGAAACGGGUUCGUCGAUGAAGAUGCCAGAACAUUUGCAGAAGCUUUUGCCAACAACUACAGGGUGAAGGAAUUGGUCCUGAGUCACAACCAGUUGUGUGAAAAGGGAGGACAUUAUCUUGGACAGAUGUUGGGCAACAAUGAGGGAAUAGAGACACUGGACCUGAGCUGGAACCACCUGAGGAUGAGUGGAGCUGUGGCCCUGUGUGCUGGUCUGAAGGUGAACGUGACCCUGAAGCAGCUGGACUUGUCCUACAAUGGCUUCGGCAAUGUCGGGGCCCAGGCUCUGGGCGAGGCCUUAUACCACAACAACACCCUGGUGCUGCUGGAUGUCAGCAGCAACCGCAUCAGCGACGAGGGCACCCGGGUGCUCUUCCAGGGCCUCGCCGCCAACGACAGCCUCAGGGUCUUACGGAUGGCCUCUAACCCCAUAACAAAAGUUGGAGCUUUGGCUUUGCUCACCUCCAUGAAGAACAACCCCAAAUCAGCCCUGGAGGAGGUCAACAUCUCAACUGUGCUGGUGAAUGAGCAGUUUGUGGAGCUGCUAGACACGAUCCUUCAGGACCACUCAACUCUGGUGGUCCAGUACCAGGGAGUGAGCGGGUCCAUUACCAGGAAUAAGAAGCCCUCAGAUGCCCUCAAGAUCUUCCAGGGCUACCUGGAUGAGAGGAAGGAAAGUUUUAUGGAUUUCUUCCAGACGUUGGAUAACGAGGGAACAAUGCAGGUGUCUAACUCAGACUUUAGGAAAGCUGCACAGCAAGCUGGCAUACUUCUGGAUAAGCACCAGCUCGAGUGGCUGAUCCAAAACUUUGACAUGGAAUGCACAGGCAAAAUCAAUUAUAGUCAGUUCGCUGAGCAGCCAUCAUAGUUAGGAGUGCGGCAGUGGGACACUGGGGGAGUGAAGGAGCUGCCUGGAGACUUUUGGAGGGAGACAAAAGAUAACCCGAAUAAACCCCAGUGAAAAGCCUCAGGUGUAGCGUGUAUUGUUUCACGCCAUCGCCCAAUAUCCCCAGAAUUGAUCGCCGAAUCACUGCGAUCCAGGCUCUGAGCACAAACACUUGAGAGCGGCCCCAUAUCCCGGCUGACCCAAUUUCCCCACCCAUGAAUACGUUGACCUUUCACCCCCGCCCAGCUGCAGGACCGCAUCGUCUCUGCCGGCAGCGCCGGGGGGGGGGGGGGGGGGGGGGGGCUGUGUCUCCGUGUCGCCAUUCUACCGUCCAGAAUUAAUCUUCUGGUAUGACAACAAAACACAAACGAGGAAGAAAGGAAGGAGACCUUGCCGGUUCCAUAUCAAAGGCGGCGUAAGGGGAGGAAGAAUAGCGCCAGAUGCAGCCAGCCGUUCACGUUGGCUUGCUUUGUGAGACGAACCGUAAAAAGAAAUCGACAAGCCUUGAAUAUGCAUGCAGAGCAUUACUUAUGCAAGCACUGCAAUAGAGCGGCAGUGAGGGGAUGUUGCCGAUUGAGUCUCAAAGUGUGUUUAUGACGGGAGAGACUUAUGAGGACUCUGCUAUAGGUAGCCAGGAGGGAUGAAGCUCACUAAAUCAGCAGAUGGGCAGGUGUCGACCUUGGUCUCACCUUCUGGUAAUCACACCUAGCCUUUGCCCAUUUAAGCCUUGAGGAUUUACAAGCUUUUUGAUGGUCACAGAUGGAGACAAUGUCUUUUUUUAGUCCCCUGUACUUUCCAAGUAAUGGACAAUAGACACAUAUAACUUAUGAGGAUCACCUGUGUAAAAUUUGACCCAAUCAUGAAAUUAACUACACAACCUAAAUGAACACUUAAUUACACGACUGUAUCAUUGUGUCUCUGGUUGACCCACACUAUUGAGUGUCAUCACAUAAGCUAGAGUUGCUGAAGUCCUUCUGGCUGUGUGCUUAUCAUGAUGUUUGAUGUGACAUCUGGGUGUUUUCAGCUGUAAUAAUGGUUGGAGCGUUGCCACUUUUUCACAAAGUGCUUUUAUCCCAUUGAUUUGGUCCAUUUGCUGUUGGACUGCCAUAUGAGAAAUCAGGUUCAAAGGUGUUUGUCCCCUUUCCAAAAUGUAUUAUUUGGAAAUUGUUCUCCAUCCUUAUUCAAACUUACUGGUGAUCUAAAUGCAUUUUGUAUUGUAGCAAAUCCUACAGAAGUCUCAUAUCAAAUUAAAGUCAGAAAUGAUGU
Molecule: messenger RNA, 2888 nt
Organism: Osmerus eperlanus (European smelt)
Lineage: Eukaryota; Metazoa; Chordata; Actinopteri; Osmeriformes; Osmeridae
Product: leucine-rich repeat-containing protein 74A-like
Exons: 13
Coding region: 201-1604 (467 amino acids)
Molecular function (GO): GTPase activator activity; protein binding; calcium ion binding
Source: RefSeq, a predicted model, not a curated record